GCUCGACGCCAUGGCAAGAACCAAGCAGACCGCCCGUAAGUCUACCGGUGGCAAGGCGCCCAGAAAGCAGCUCGCCACUAAGGCCGCCCGCAAGAGCGCCCCGGCCACCGGCGGCGUGAAGAAGCCUCACCGUUACAGGCCGGGCACCGUGGCUCUGAGAGAGAUCCGCCGUUAUCAGAAGUCUACUGAGCUGCUCAUCCGCAAGCUGCCCUUCCAGCGCCUGGUGAGAGAAAUCGCUCAGGACUUCAAGACUGAUCUGCGUUUCCAGAGCUCGGCCGUCAUGGCCCUGCAGGAGGCGAGCGAGGCGUACCUGGUCGGCCUGUUCGAGGACACCAACCUCAGCAUCAUGUCUGGCAGAGGCAAGGGCGGAAAGGGGCUCGGCAAAGGAGGCGCCAAGCGUCACCGUAAAGUUCUUCGCGAUAACAUCCAGGGAAUCACCAAGCCGGCUAUUCGCCGUCUGGCUCGCCGUGGCGGUGUUAAGCGUAUUUCCGGUCUGAUCUACGAAGAGACUCGCGGUGUGCUGAAGGUGUUCCUGGAGAACGUGAUCCGCGACGCCGUCACCUACACCGAGCAUGCCAAGAGGAAGACGGUCACCGCCAUGGAUGUGGUGUACGCCCUGAAACGCCAGGGACGCACCCUGUACGGCUUCGGCGGUUAAACGCUCCAACACCGAACGACGCGAACACAACGGCUCUUUUAAGAGCCACCCAAA
Messenger RNA from Pangasianodon hypophthalmus (striped catfish), 712 nucleotides. RefSeq names its product histone H3-like. Gene Ontology annotation, molecular function: structural constituent of chromatin; DNA binding; protein heterodimerization activity. Lineage: Eukaryota; Metazoa; Chordata; Actinopteri; Siluriformes; Pangasiidae. Gene Ontology annotation, cellular component: nucleosome. The transcript has 2 exons. Bases 11 to 658 code for a protein of 215 amino acids. The record is from RefSeq and is a predicted model, not a curated record.